Triticum turgidum subsp. durum (durum wheat) is the source of this 573-nucleotide messenger RNA. The record is from the annotation of a GenBank genome assembly. NCBI's taxonomy places the organism in Eukaryota, Viridiplantae, Streptophyta, Magnoliopsida, Poales, Poaceae.
AUGAAAAAAACAACACCCUCACCGUCUGCAUUCCUGCUGCCGUCUAACCUUCUCGUCCCUGUUACGUCGUUCCUGUUCCACUCGACAGAAAAUUCCCGAUCGGGAAACCAGAUGGAAGCCGACGCCGCCUCCUCGCUCAAACCCCCGGCGCCAGAGGAAGCCUCACAAGAGGAUCCCUUGCCAGUGCACUUCUCCUCCUCCGGCGCGGCUGCCCCCGCGACCACGGUGACGUCUCCCGGGGCAAGGGAGGUGGCGGCGGCGAUGGAGGCAGUGGAGCGAGACGCCGCCGCCAUCGCCGAGAGCUACGCCUCCCUAUUCGCCUCCCUCCGCAUCACACUUUCCAACGUUACCUCGACGUCAGCCGAUAACAUGGAGUGCUUGGGCGAAGUCGUAGGCCGCCUCCAGGAGUCAGCACUUGAAGCGUCUUCCAGAGGCAAUAAGUACAUCCAUUCAUGCCUGAGGUUAAAUGAGGAAAUGCGAGGCUUGGAAAGCCUAAGUAUGCAGCUAAAGAUUAUGCGGAAGAUCGUUGAUUCACUAGAUUUGGCUGUUGAUCAGCUGCUCCACCUCCCGUAG